AUGCCUCCCAAGACACGAGCUGCUGAGGCCAAGGCUGAGAAAGAAGAUGGAAUUGAUCUCCCUUCUCACAGCAAAGCUAAGCAAAGUGAUCGCGAGGUGGAGCAAGAAGGCGAGUAUGAGAACAACGACGCCGCUGAGGAGCCAGAGCCAGAGGGCGAAUCUGAAAUUGAAGAAGAUGAGGAAGCAGAGGAGGACGAAGAGGAAGAAGAUGACGGUAACGAUGAUCUUGAUUCUGGGAAGGAUGCGCACGCCGGACAGAAACGUAAAUCGCCACCAAAAGAUGGAUCAAAGCCACCACCAAAGAAGGCAGCACGACAGGCCUCAGACUCCCCUUCUGUGAGCCCUAAGAAAUUGUUGAAUUUCUUGCUCUCAGCCAGAGCUCUUCCCUACUGCUUUCCUGCCGAGGAGCUCGAGGCCGCAAAAUCGUCCUCGACAUACAAAUCCUACUCGCUUUCCUCGCCCACAUCAUUCACACCAUUUGAGCAUCUUCUUUGCGCGCAUAUGCUGUCCAAACCACUGAGUCACAGGCUGGGAAUGCGCAGCAUACGCACGCUCCUCAAUGAUCCAUUCAACUUCAGCACACCUGAAACGAUUGUUUCAGCGGGCGAGCACCGAGUAUGGGAGGCCCUAGAAGAAGCACGAACACAACAUCGACAGAAAACCGCUUCAUACCUCUUUGGAACUGGUAAGGCGUACUCAGAUUCGGAAACGAUGUUUAAUCUGGCACAAGAAGCCAAUGACUCAGGCCCUUCAGGUGUCAUUGAACACAUCAAGUCAACCGUCCCGGGACUGGCUACCGUGGGCGGUGAAAUCUUCUGCCGCAGGGUACAGUGUGUCGAUGGCUGGGGAGAUGCCCUGUGGCCGUAUGCAGACGGAAAGGCAAUUGAUUCACUGCGACAGAUAGGUAUUGAGGUCGAAGAUGCAGAGGACCUCCAGAGCGCUAUUGAGCGUGAGGUCGACUGGACUCAGGUCAAAGAUAUGGGUCUGCACGAAAGAGACUUGAGUAAACAGCAGCUGGUGGGAGAAAUGGAAGAAACACAGAUGCAGGCGGAAUUUGUGGUUGUUUUGGAGCGAGCGAUCGGUUGUGUACUGGAAGGUAAAGUUGAAGAGCUGAAGAAGGCGGCAGCGGCUGAAGCGUAG
Exophiala bonariae is the source of this 1140-nucleotide messenger RNA. RefSeq lists its product as uncharacterized. The record is from RefSeq and is a predicted model, not a curated record. The transcript has a single exon. NCBI's taxonomy places the organism in Eukaryota, Fungi, Ascomycota, Eurotiomycetes, Chaetothyriales, Herpotrichiellaceae. Bases 1 to 1140 code for a protein of 379 amino acids.